Molecule: messenger RNA, 6310 nt
Organism: Odocoileus virginianus texanus
Lineage: Eukaryota; Metazoa; Chordata; Mammalia; Artiodactyla; Cervidae
Gene: ZNF362
Product: zinc finger protein 362
Biological process (GO): regulation of transcription by RNA polymerase II
Molecular function (GO): DNA-binding transcription factor activity, RNA polymerase II-specific; RNA polymerase II cis-regulatory region sequence-specific DNA binding
Source: RefSeq, a predicted model, not a curated record
ACCUGCAUCUCCUGCAUUGCAGGCAGAUUCUUUACCGCUGAACCACUGGGGAAGCCCCCUCUCCAGGGCAGGGGACAUAUUUGAGAACACAUUGCUGUCCUAAGAAGUGAGCAGCUUUUCCCAUGUCUUUGCAUCCAUGGUUUUUGCCUGGAAUGCUCUCCCUCUGCUCUUUUGCUUUCCUGGCAAACGUCCCCAUCCUUGAGACCCACGUAGACACACCCUCUCCCAUGUGUUUCUUCAUUGACCAUACGUCGAGCAGCUAGGGUGAACUAGGCACUUGAGCACCUACUGUGUGUCGGGUGCAAGGCUCUGGGGUUGCAGCAGGCUCUCAACCCUGUGUUCAAGGGUAGCAGCGGUGGGGAGGGGUAUGUUUAGAGCCAAGAUACAGAGGCGCAGGGUAGGGGGAGUGCAAAGGGCCAUGGGGCGUGUAUCACAGGAGAAGGUCAGAGAGUGACCUUCAGUGAGACCUGAAGGAAGAGCCCUAGCAGGCUCUGCUGUUGAGUCCGGGUGUAGGGUUGUCCACGAAGUUGCUCAACCAAGAACCGGACCCAAGCCCUGAUCUUGGAAGGCUCACAGCCACCUAGCGGCUCAGGCAGAUAAGUCACUGGGCCAUUCUAGGGUAGUGGGAUCAGUGCUUUGGUUGCGGUGGAGGGGGAGCCCAGGACACUGCAAGAGCUCAGGGGAGAGGCUGCAAAUACAGCCUGGGAUGGGGGUGGCCAUCAGGAAGUUUUCCUCUAGGCGGUGACACCUCACCUAACUCUUGAUGGUUGAUGGGUAUCUAACAAGGUUCCCACUGGGUGAUGGCCCCCACGUGGAAGGGCCCCCACAGGCAUGGUGGCACGAGAGCGGUUUGUUUUGGGAACCUGAGAGUAGUGUAGUGAGGCUGGAGGGAGGGCUGCUGUGGGCAUGUACCUGUCCAGAUGCAUGUGGCCAGCAAGGCCUCCUUAGCAAAGGCCUCUGGGCCACCCUGGAGAGUUUGAACUGUGCUCCCAAAGUUAUGGCAACCCAAUAAGGAUUUUAAACAGGAGAGUGAGUGAGAAGGUGGGCAGGCUUUCCUUUGUCUGACUUUGGCUCCCAAAGUCCCCAGGUAAGAAAGGGGGAUCCCUUCCUGACUGUACUCCUGGCUGGGGACUCGAGGCUUGCUGUGGGACGUUGAGCACGCUCCUGGCCCUCUCUGAGCCCAGGUCUCCUGGGUAAACCUGCAGGGCCUGAGGCCAGAAUCCUAAUGGGGCCAUAGGCGGGGGCUGGGGCGUCCUGCUUGGCCAAAACUGGCUGAACUGUUAGUGUUAUUAAAAAUAUUCCUUAAAAAGUCAUGUAGCCACACUGCAGAAAAGUCAAGAAUAGAGAAAUGAAGUAAACCAAAACCUACCCCAUUUCUGUCCCCACCCCAAGCCCGAAACACACCAGUGCUAGUAUUUUGGUAUUUCCUUCCUAUCUUUUCUUCCAGCACCUGGUUUUUAUAUAGAUGUCAUUGCUCUAUCUAUACAAAUAAUUUAAAAUUCUCCCCCCCCCCCCAAUUAUUGUUGUAUCAUGAGUGUUUUCUAAAUGACUGCAGGGUGGUUUUAAUCCUUUAAUGGAUCUAGUGUCAGGAUGGAGAGCAUGGGCUUCGGAGCCUGACUUUCUGAGUUCAAAUCACACACACACUGCAUGACUUUGGGCAAGUUACCUAAUUUCUCUGUGCCUCAGAUCUUUGUGAGGUAGAUAUGAAUGUUAAAUGAGUCAUUACAAUGCCAGUAAACAUUGGUUGUUAGCAACUACUAUAGACUCUGUCACUGUGUAACAUGAUUUACAGAGCCAUCCCCCUAUUGUUUAAAAUUUUGGCUGUUUCAGGUUUUUGCUACUGUUAAAAAAAAAAAAAAAACCACUGAAGCAAACAGCUUUGCACAUAAAACUUUGUCUAUCUUUGAGGUAUUUUCUAGGGACAGAUGACCAAGAAUAGGACUGCUAGACCAGGAAGUUUGAACAUUUUUAUAGAGUUCAUGACACAUUAUUGCCAGAUUGUUUUCAGCAAUGACUUCCAAUUUCACCAUACCCUCACUAGCAUUGAGUAUUACCAUUUUCUUAUUGCUUUUUGCUAUUUUAACUUGUGAAGCUCAUUUAAUUUUUGCUGCUAGGGAAGCAGAACCGUUUUCUGUGUUUAUUAGCUGUUAGUAACUUUUUUGGUCUGCUAGUUCCAGCAUACAAUCUCUUCUCAGAUCAAUUAGGAAGAUACAGGAAAUAGGGAAGAGUAUAACACAGGGGACAACAUAGUGUCAGAGUGGUGGCGGGGACUCAGAGGAGGGGGAGGGGACUUUCCUUUAUCUAGGCCAUGACACUUUCAGUUCCCUCUACUUAGACUAUUCAUUCAUUCAAACAUUUAUCAGGUACUUUUUGGCUUAAAGGUAAAUGACUCAGCCUCGAUUGUGCCCUGACAGAGAGCAUGUCCAACAGCAGAGAUGGAUGAGAAAACAGACAGAAAAUGGAAUGACAAGUGUCUGAUGAUGGAAAUGCAGGGCACAGAGGGAACAGAGAAGAGGGGCGCCCAACAUAGCCUCGCAGUCCCAGAAGGCUUCCAGGAGGAAGUGGCCUUUAAACUGGGGCCUGAGGAAUAAGUUGUAGUUAACCAGUGAAAUGGGGGAGGGCAGAGAGUUCCAGGGAGAGGUGAGGAAGUGAGAAGGGAAGUGGAGCGCUGGGGAAGCCCUCGGUCUGGCUGGGCAGAGCGGAAGGUGGAAACAGCCAGUGAGGCCAAAGAGGUCAGCAGAGGCCGGUCACGGAAGGCCUCAGGAAUCCAGACCUGGUCUGGAAGGAAUGAGAGAGCCACCGAAGAUUCUCACGAGGGGAAUGUUGUGAUCUGAUUUGUGUUUUAGAAAUAGCAGAGGGACUGCAAUAGGAGAACAGAAUGGGAGGCGUGGGUAGAGGUGAGGGUCCCUCGGAGGAGGAUCUUGGAAUAGCUGAGGCCAGAAGGGGGCUGGGACCAGGGCAAGGAAGGUGGUAGAAAUACUCCCGGUGGAUCCUGGCCAACACCUGCCAGGACCCACUCGGUCCUGUGUGCCUGGAGGAUGGGGCCUAUGCGGGAUUUGGCAUGUGACGAUCAGCUGAGCGCCCACCAUCACCGACCCUGAUCCUGCCUGCUUCCGGCUGCCUCCAGACCCUUGUCUGUUGCUCCACCCCUCCCCCCGGCUACCAACCACUUUCUUUCUCUCCUUUUUUAAAGAAUAAAUUUAUUGUUUUCAUUAUAAAAGCAACAACAUUGCAGAGUAUUUGGAAAUCAGAGAAACAAAGACAAAAAACCAGGUGCUGUUGGGAACACAGAGGAGUGGCUGACUGGGGGUUCAGGGAAGGCUCCGUAGAAGAGGGAACACUUGAGCUGGGUCUUGAAGGAUGAGUAGAAGUUCACCAAGUGGGAAAGGAUCCUCUAGGAUGGCCGAGCCUCGAUUUAACAACCCCUACUUCUGGCCCCCUCCUCCCACCAUGCCCAGCCAGCUGGACAACCUGGUCCUGAUUAACAAGAUCAAGGAGCAGCUGAUGGCGGAGAAGAUCCGGCCGCCUCACCUGCCGCCCACGUCGGCCUCGUCGCAGCAGCCGCUGCUCGUGCCACCGGCGCCGGCCGAGAGCAGCCAAGCGGUCAUGUCGCUGCCCAAGCUGCAGCAGGUGCCGGGCCUGCACCCGCAGGCUGUGCCGCAGCCCGACGUGGCGCUGCACGCGCGGCCGGCCACCAGCACGGUCACAGGUCUGGGAAUCUCCUCCCGGACCCCGGCUGUGAGCACGUCAGAGUCGAGCGCCGGCACGGGUACCAGCAGCCCGUCCACGCCCACCACCACCAGCCAGAGCCGCCUCAUCGCCUCGUCCCCCACCCUCAUCUCAGGGAUCACCAGCCCCCCCCUCCUGGACUCCAUCAAGACAAUCCAGGGCCACGGCCUGCUUGGCCCCCCCAAGUCCGAGCGCGGCCGGAAAAAGAUCAAGGCGGAGAACCCAGGGGGGCCGCCUGUCCUCGUAGUCCCCUACCCCAUCCUGGCCUCGGGCGAGACUGCCAAGGAGGGCAAGACAUACAGGUGUAAGGUAUGCCCGCUGACCUUUUUCACCAAGUCCGAGAUGCAGAUCCACUCCAAGUCGCACACAGAGGCCAAGCCCCACAAGUGCCCGCACUGCUCCAAGUCCUUUGCCAACGCCUCCUACCUGGCCCAGCACCUGCGCAUCCACCUAGGCGUCAAGCCCUACCACUGCUCCUACUGUGAUAAGUCCUUCCGACAGCUCUCCCACCUCCAACAGCACACCAGAAUCCACACAGGCGACAGACCCUACAAGUGCCCACAUCCUGGCUGCGAAAAGGCUUUCACUCAGCUCUCCAACCUCCAGUCUCACCAGCGCCAGCACAACAAGGACAAGCCCUACAAGUGUCCCAACUGCUACCGGGCCUACUCGGACUCCGCCUCCCUGCAGAUCCACCUCUCGGCCCACGCCAUCAAGCAUGCCAAGGCCUACUGCUGCAGCAUGUGUGGGCGGGCCUACACCUCGGAGACCUACCUGAUGAAGCACAUGUCCAAACACACGGUGGUGGAGCACCUGGUGAGCCAUCACUCACCCCAGAGGACGGAGUCCCCCAGCAUCCCGGUGCGAAUUUCCCUCAUCUGAGCCGACCCAAGGCGCCGCCCCGCCCUGCCCACUGGCAGACACAGACCCAGGCAGCACCGGCCCGACUCCCUCCAGGGGCCCUCCAGGAACAGCCGAGCUCUCAUGACCUUCCUGACCUUCCAGAAAGCCUGGGCCUCAGAAGCCCUGCCCGGUCCAGCUCCGGGGGCGGCCAGGCCAACUGCAAGAUUCUGGACUGUUUUGGUGGCAUCCAAAGACGAUCUCAGAGCACUUUGAACCUCUCCGCUGGGUUUUCCUUUUCUUCCCCCAUCCUUCACUUGCUUCACUGUUUUUUGUUUUGUUUUGUUUUGUUUUUAAGUUUCUUUUGGAAAAUAACAAAAAAAGAUAUUUAUUGGCCAAGAAGUUGGUGCUGCUAAGACCGAGAAAUGAAAAGAACCGGACAGAUGGACACAGAGACCCAGAGGGCAGCGUGGGACCUUCUCUUGCCACAGCCUCGGGUCUUGAGGGGAAGGCACAGGCCUGGGAGUCUGGACCGCAGAGGGGGCUCCCCGGUGGGAGGGGCAGGGGGCAGCUGGAGUGAGCCGCUCACCCCCCCGCCCCCCAGCUCGAGCCUCCAGAGCUGCGCCCUGGGCAUCACUGAGCAGCGGGACGUGGCAGCUACCAGGGCUGCCCAGGCUUCAGGAGACAGAUGGAGAGGGGCCGGGAGGUCCGCAGGACCAAAGGGCGCAGGGUUGGCUGGGCUGGGCGCAGGCCCAGGGAAACGGGGUGGGGGCGGGCUGGGUAAGACCCGGUGCCCCCACUGCCCUGAAGACCACCCCAGUCUACCUCAGUGCUGGCCAGGAAACCUAUCGGCUACCUCUCCCACCAUCCCAGACUGUGGGCAGCGGGGGAGGGAGUGGGCCUGGGGCAAGGACCCCCUCCGCUCUGCAGAAUUUCCUCCGAUUAGGGCAGUGCCCAAGGAGGGGUUACUUGUCUUCCCUGCCAUGGAGGGGGAUCCCCAGCCCAGGCCCUAGGCCCCUCGGCAGGGAAGGGAUCCUCGGGCAGGAGGGUCCCAGGAGCAGACCCUGCCCUCAGCCCCCACAGACACACCCCAAUCUGAAAGCCAUGCGUGUCCGUGUAUAUAGGAACUAUGUACAGAGCCCGGAGAAGCCCCUCUACAUCCCCUGGGGAAAAAAAGAAAACUAGACAGAAACUCAUCUAUAUAUUCUGUAUCUGGAGUUCCGUUUUGAAUAUUAACUGUGUUAUUUUUAUACACUUUUUAAGCCUUAACUCGCCAUUGAUUUACCAGUUUAACGUCUCCCGGGGUUUCUUUUCCCACGGGGUUCUCCGCCCCGCCCCCACCCCUUUGUUUGACUUGCGUCGUCUGAUACUCAGUAUUGUAGCUUUUCGUCCGCAUGUUACUACCCUGUAAAUACGCUGUUAUACAUACUGUUAACACCCUUUGCUUUUUUUCUAUGGGACCUCCAGGCCACCGUAUUUAGAACUAGUUACCUUAUUAAAAAAGAGAAAACAGUCUGUUGGCUUCUCAGUCUGCAUCGUGGUGGCAGGGAGGUGAGGGCAGGUGCUCCCCCCACUGCGCUUCAGGAACAAAGUUUGCGUUCUAUUUAAGAAAAGGGGUGGGGAGGAGAAAAAGGUCAAAUGUGGGGGAAGACCCUAAAGGGGGCAAGAAACAAAGGAAUCCCAAACCCUCUGCUCUUUGUAUUUCUCUGUUGUGAAGAAUAAACUGUACCUGCAGCCGGGU